This is a messenger RNA of Peronospora farinosa, 801 nucleotides long. The record is from the annotation of a GenBank genome assembly. NCBI's taxonomy places the organism in Eukaryota, Oomycota, Peronosporomycetes, Peronosporales, Peronosporaceae.
AUGAAUGGUGCUCCUCAUAAACGACACCACGCAGGACGCGAUAAAAGUGUAAAUGUGACUCACACUUCGUCUCAUAAGAAAGCCCGAACUCUUGUGACUCCUCAGACAGCAAUAAGAGUUUCAACAAGUAGCAGAGUUCACAGUCGAGACAAAGUGUAUCGACAUGAGGCGACCGACCCAUCCGGGGCCAAAGAGAUUCAAGAAGAGGAAGAAAUUGAGCAACAAAUGGAAGAAAUGCACAGUCAAGAGAUGGAAGAAGAUUCCUUACCUCUUGUUGUGUUUCAAUGCAGUACUUGUCGAUCAAUAUUCGGAGAUUCGUACGCUUUCGUGAGCUCCACUGAGCAGCUGUGGCUUGUGACGUUGAGUCAUGUGACCAACGUGACGUUGGCUCCUGAAGUACAAACAGCCAGUGCAGGACUGGAUGCUGGAAGUUCAUACUAUGAACUAUUGUGUCAUAAUUGCCAGGCUGUUCUUGGACGCAAGUAUUUAACAACACCAGUCAUAUUGGACGGGAUUCGAGACUUGUUUAGUUUUUCAACCGAGGCUAUCACGUCAUACACACUUGGAGAACCGAUGCAACAAGUAGCAGAUCAAAGUAUGCAUCAAGCUGCAGCUACGUGUCAUCUGACUAUGCUCAAGCUAGCAGCGGAUCGAAAUGAGGUCACGAAAUUACGUGACGAGAUGGAAAAGGUCAAAAUGCUCAUGGUGACAGUGGACGAUCGACUUGCUCAUUUGGAAGGAGCUGACCCUGACUCAGAAGAAGAGACCACACAACCAAAGAGUUCAAAAGUCAAGGCAUAA